AAUAACAAUAACAAUAAAUUAACAGUAACAUUUUCCAAUUUAUCGGUCUAUUUGUUUUUGCACCCCUAAUUAAAGCAGCUGCCUAUACAUGGUGAAAGCUAGUUGUCAAUAGCUCAAUUGCCAAUCUUUUUGGCUCUCUCUUUCUCUCAGCUAUCAGUUUCAUCUGAUUAGGGAAUACAUGGGGUCCGAAGGGCCUUCACCUGUGACUGUACACGUGACUGGAUUCGGGAAAUUUCAUGGAGUUUCUGAUAAUCCAACAGAAACCAUUGUAGGUAAUCUUACAGAUUAUAUGAAGAAAAGGGGUAUGCCCAAAGGUCUAAUCCUUGGGAGUUGCAGCAUCCUUGAUUCUGCAGGCCAGGGAGCUAUAGUUCCCUUGUACCAGACUCUGCAAGCUGCUUUAAGAGGUGGUGACUCGGAGUCAUCUAAUUCCAGGAGAGUUAUUUGGGUACACUUUGGAGUUAAGAGUGAUGCCACAAUGUUUGCCAUAGAGAAUCAGGCUGUCAAUGAAGCUACUUUCUGUUGUCCAGAUGAGAUGGGAUGGCAGCCUCAGAAACUCCCUAUUGUUCCUGCAGAUGGGGCAAUUUCGCGAAAAAGAGAGACUUCUCUUCCCGUGGAGGAAAUGACCAAGGUAUUGGCGGAGAUGGGAUAUGAAGUAAUGACCUCUCAUGAUGCAGACCGAUUUGUAUGCAAUUAUGUAUACUACCACUCCUUGCGUUUUGCAGAGCAGAAUGACCUCAGAUCGCUGUUUGUACACGUGCCCCUCUUCCUAACUAUAGACGAGGAGACACAAAUGCAGUUUGCUGCUUCUCUGCUGGAGCUACUCGCCUCUUUAUACUAGUCUUCCCUCCAUAUCUGUGUCCGUAAGUGUAUUUGCCUUGUUACUUAUGCUGUGUAUGCAGAAGAAAGUUGAUUUGGAUAUAAAUGUCAUAGAUCUUGCUAGUAGAAAUAGUUGGGUAGAUAUCAGGUUUUACGUUUGUAAAAUAAUAUAUGCUAGUGACUAGGCACUAAAGAAAUCGAUAGCUUUGGUUUAGAUUCUGUAUGGUUGUAUUAAAAAUUUAUCAAACAUGUAUACAUAUUUUACUACAAAUAUAGUUAUUACUAGAACAAGCUA
Capsicum annuum is the source of this 1111-nucleotide messenger RNA. RefSeq names its product pyrrolidone-carboxylate peptidase. The record is from RefSeq and is a predicted model, not a curated record. Gene Ontology annotation, biological process: proteolysis. Gene Ontology annotation, cellular component: cytosol. Gene Ontology annotation, molecular function: pyroglutamyl-peptidase activity. The transcript has 5 exons. The coding region runs from base 179 to 838 and encodes 219 amino acids. NCBI's taxonomy places the organism in Eukaryota, Viridiplantae, Streptophyta, Magnoliopsida, Solanales, Solanaceae.